Messenger RNA from Solenopsis invicta (red fire ant), 4701 nucleotides. RefSeq lists its product as uncharacterized. The record is from RefSeq and is a predicted model, not a curated record. The transcript has 8 exons. Lineage: Eukaryota; Metazoa; Arthropoda; Insecta; Hymenoptera; Formicidae. The coding region runs from base 620 to 2470 and encodes 616 amino acids.
AGAGCUAGCCGGAGCAAGUCGCGGGACCCGCGUCGUGGGGUCGGUCGGGUGGCGAGCAUUGUCGUGUCGAGGCGAGCAACGACGGCGUAUCGAGCGCAUGAGCGACGUUCGUCCCGUCGUAUCGUAUCUUCUUUUACUCUUGGCUCAGCACGCGCGAGGGUAUCAUCGUCGGCGCGGCGGCGCCUCGCUGACUCGCGCCUGAUUCCCUCCUACGGUAGGAUUCACGUACAUGCAAGUGCGAUCGUGAAGGUCGCAGAGAUGCCGGAUGCGCUUUGAACGCGCGUUCGCCGCCGCCGCCGCCACCGCCACCGCCACCGCCGCUGCCGUCGUCGUCGUCGUCGUCGUAACCGCAGCCGUAGCCGCUUCCCGAGGCACCGAGAUCGUCGUCUGAGAUCAUUGAUAGCCGGGAUCCCUGGACCCUGAAUGCACGCUGCUCCUCGCGGUGCCGUCCUCGCGCGAGGAUCGCGCGCGUCUCUGUUCCUCUCGAGAGCGCCGCUAUGCUGACGCUGCAGCAUCAAACGUGGGAGCAGACAGUAGCUCGAAAAUGGGGCUGAGACGACGGCGUAAUAAACUAAACAGGACGACCACGUGGCAAUCAGCUUAGACCCUCGUGAAGAAGAUGACGACUGCCAUGGCCCGGCUGCCCUGCAAGCAAUCGUCCUCGCCCUCGCAGCAGACGCGAGUGAACAAUUUCGGAAACAGCCGGAACCCGUACUGGGACAUGCAAGUCAGGCUUCCCGCGCCGUCGUACGUCAGAAAUCAUCAUCGACAUAGCGACCAUACAGGGAAGCGGAAGAGCGCCGUGGAGCUGCUGCAGGAGACGAAAGCCUUCUACGUGAAGAGCGAGACCGUGCUGGAUCGGAAGCAGGAGCUGAAGAACAGCGGUCAUCUGCAGGUCUCGCAGCUGAGCGCGCCCGGCGCACCGCCGCCGAGAUUGUUACGAAAAUGCACCGGCAACUCCGCCUGCCCUAUGCAGCCAACGUCGCCGUCGCAGUUGCAACCAACUCCCAUGACACCGCCCUGCUGCUGGGUCUCGUGUCACGAACAGGACAGACUAGAUGGGAUUCUGAGUCCUCAACAAACACUGCCACCCGCGCUGCCACCGAAGAGUCCACGUUUGGUUCCGGUUCCCCAAAGACGGACGAUUUCGGGACCCCCGAGCGGUACCGGAGCCGAGCUGCAAACGAAGCUGCGCCGACUGCUGAACACCGACAGCAAGGAAAAUAUGUUCUUUCCGGACAGUCCGCCGCAGAGCACGGCGCAGAGCAACGGAAUGCCGACGCGGGAGGAGAAAUUCCGAUACUCGCCUGGAAGUCUUUCGCCCGCCUGUCGCGACGAGGAUCGUAUUCUGCAUUGCGCGCCGCAAGACGUUCGCUUCAAGUUCGGCAGAAGCAACUCGCACUCGCACACUUCCGGUAGAUCCGGCCGGAAGUCGAACAGCUCCCAGUCGGUGGAAAACACGAUAUGCCACAAGUCGCUACCGGAUCUCCACACGAGUACGCGUCGUCGGGCGUCACUCUCGCCGCGCGCAUCCACGAAGUUAUCCGCGAAGCCGUCUACUCAUCAUCAAGCUACGAAGACGGGCAAUUGCCCGGAUUACGAAACUAGUUCAGACUACUCGGACCACAGUUUUAAGCGUGACGCCGUUUGUUAUCGCAGUUCUCGCCAUAUCAGGCGAUCUUUGGGAUCCGGCGGCGGUGAUGCGAGCAGCGUGUUAUCCUCAGGCGGACGAACGCAAAAGUCAUCGGGUUCUAGCAAGUUGAGCCACGGCGCGACAGCCAGAGACUCCGGUGGCUCCUCUGGACACUGUACUCAUCGCAGCGAACCAGCGCCCAGGAUCCAGGAUUGCUGGGCUCACAUACGCAGAGACAGUGGUGCAUCCACGCAACAUUCUACCGAGAAAGACCGAUCGAGGAAAGGUAGCUAUAUUGGUGGGACACCGCCGUCCGUUGUGAGACACUACAGCCCGGAGUCUGAAAGUAGUAAUAGUCAAACAGACUACAGCCCGACCUGUAACUCAAGGUUCUCAGACGGUUGGAAGGAAGGUCGCGGUCGACCGAUCUUACGAUCGAAAUCAGACAUCAGCGAUCGAUACUGGCGCCAGGAUAACGGCCGUUCCAGCAAAGUAUCCUCCCGCCCGCCGCGAUCAAUGACUCAGCUCGAGAACUUCUUCGACCGUUUAGGACUGGACUCGGAUAACUAUCAGCGUAUAACGGAACCUGACUCCAAGACGACGUCGCCCGUUUUCUUCGACAGUGUCAGCUCCGUGGACUCGGCGUUGGGUCUCUACUCUUGGGUCGGCACUAAUCAGACGAACCAGGGUAGUCAAUGGCAGAACAACUGCAGCAUCGGCAUGGGCAACGAUGAGUGUAACCAAAGGGUAAACGAUCCACCGAGUAUCGUCGAGCGAAACGCACGUAUUAUCAAAUGGCUUUGCCAAUGCCGCAAAGUGCAGUUAGGAUACAGUUAAACAACGAGUUUCUCAGCGUGAGUAAAUCCCUCAUUUCCAAUGACAGUACAUUCAAAUCAACGAUAAGUAUGGUAGUGUUUGCCAUUCUAUAAACGGUGUAUCAGACUCCGUGGAAAUACCGAAUUCAUAUGUUUCUCAAUGUGGAAUUGAUUGUCGCCUUUCCUCUUCCUUUUACAACUUGCAUAAAUCGUUUAAGGAUUUUUAUUAAUGCUAUUAGCUAUUUGUUAAGCGUAUAAUUAAUAUCGUUUUAAUUUAUUACAAUAACAAAUGUGUGCCAUUUCAUAACCACUUGUUGACGGUUCUAUACGGUGUGCCUUUCAUUGUCGUUAUGCAUUCAGGAUAAAGGAAGAAAUCUUGAGAAACGUAUUUACGUGAUAUUGCGUUAUUAAAAUUUAUAUAGACAAUUUUGAUGUCUCAUAUUUUUGACGGCACACACAUUAAAAUUUGCUUAUAUUACUCUCGGACAAAUCUGUUACUAUAUUUUAAUAUUAUUAAUUUUGUAAUAAGUCUACGAUAUGUUGCGCAAAUAUUUUUCCUAUUUAGCAAAGCAAUACUAGAUUAUUACGAGACAUUAGCAAAGUCGUGCAUAAGGAACGUGAAAUUUAUUAAAUUUUGAUGUAAAGUUGUAUAAAUUUAGCGAUGCGUGUUUCUCGUUUUCAAUCUUGAGAAUGAUUAGUUGAUUUGUAGAGAGAAAGUACUCUGACGAAAGAUAUUUACCUCGACUUUAUGAAAACUUAUAGAUCUAAUUUCAUAAAAAAGAAAAGAUUAAAAAAUGUUGCCUUUACUCUUGUUGGUUUCUAAAAAAAACCACAUAUAUUUAAAGUGAAAUAAGCGUUCAAUUGAUGUUAAUAUUUGACGAAAUUUAGAAGGUGAUCGAUGAGUUCAAAUAGCUUGGUGUUAGACAAAAAUAUGAUUCCAAUUUUGUAGUUUAGUAGGAAUUGAUGUGAUUUACAUUAAUACUGUAUAAAGUGAAAAAAGACGCUCAUUUAUCAUCAUUCUAUUUUAAUAAUAAUCUACAAAGAUUUACACUAGCUUCACUGUAUUAGUCUUUAUGCUCAUCAACUUUUGUUUCUAACAUCAUACAACGUAAAUCAUACAACGUAAAUCAUAUAAAACAGAUAUAUAGUAAACAUAUAUUUUCUAAAUUUACUCUUGAAACUAAUCUGAUGAUACGCUAUAUUUACAAAGACUGCGUGAACUCUACAAAUGACAUUAGCUUAACAUAUUGAUCUUACUAUGCCUUGAAUUUUUAUUCCUUCAUCAGCACAGAGAUUUAUUAUCGUACUUACAAGGAAAUAUGUAAUGCAGAAACUUAGGUGCAUCGACAAUACAGGAUAAUUUAAUUUAAUAAUUUGAUUAUACGCAAAUCAAUGUUUCAUAUUUUGUAUUUGGAGAAUCACAUAUUUUACAUUUUAAUAAUGAAUUAAUUAUAUGGCAAUUGUACUUAUAGCUUCUUCAUUAAUUUUCAAUAUUUUUACUUCUAAUAUUUAAUUGCAAUUGACAUGUUGCAAUGCGCAAUUUGUAAAAUAUAAUAUUUUGUAUCUCACAUAUAUUCAUACUAUCUUUUUAAUACUAUCUUUUAAUUGAACAUAAAUUUAUUGAAAUAUAAAGUAUUAUUAAUAGCAGGUCAGCUCUUUGUUUUUCGAAGUUCUCUAUUGUGAUUUCGUUUUCUGACUCGAUUGUAACUUUGUUAAAUGAUGUACUUCUGCUCUUCGAUAUUUUCCACGUGAAUGAGAAAGAAAGUGAAAGGCUGAACAGUUAUUCAAACGGCACAUUUGCAAAGGUGCUGUUAGGCUAAGAAAGUGGCAAACUGAAGAGAAAACUUUGCAAUUGGGAGAACGUUUAAUCCUGACAGCUUCUUAAAACGGAGGAUCGACUAUAUUUUACAAAUAAAAAAAAGGUUCUGCAUUAUCUAUCUCUAAAUUUUUUUUUAAGAAAAAUCACUUCUAUUUUUUGCUGUGCGACAACAAACGUGAUUUUCAUUCACAUAAUUCACGUACAAUUUAACGAUUAAUUUUUUUCUCCGACCAUUUAGUUCUCCCUAUUCUAUGGCAAUCAAAUGGUAGUGUAAGAAAUUUUGAAUGUUCACGACACUUAUGUGAUUCAUAUAUUCUUGUAACACGCGAUUUUUGUGUAAUACAAAGUACAGUUAUUCUCGAACUUCUCUAAUUUCAUAUGGUAUAGAUGUUUUAAAUGUAUAAUCGACAGUUUCGCGUAAUUAAAAUAUGAUA